AUGGACUGGGAUCCACCUGCACAGCAAGUGAUUAAUGACGAAAAUACGCAAGGUUCACCAACAAGAGUAGGAACAUCAGAAUGGUGUCUGUGUGGCAAUUGUAUGCCAAUGCAAAGUGAGGAAGAAAGUCUAUGCUGCAGGGAGAUAGAGAACAUUGUCGAUAUGUUGAAUGAACAACAGAAUUGCAUUUGCAAUCUUCCAUAUCUACGUGAGCAAUUAUCUUCACGGGAACACGUGCUGUCUCUAUACCGUUAUGGUCUCAGCUAUGUAAAAUCCGCUAGAUUCCGUUCUCCGGAACAAAUGCAGGAAAGGUGAGUGUAUCAUAAAUCUAAAUACAGCGCAUUGUUCUUUAAAACGGUCAUGGAUUUAAAAAAAAAUGAAGCAAAAUUAAUCUCUAAGGGAGUGACACAAUAAAAACCUUGUUUUGCUGGCACUAUAUAGUGGUUAGGUCACCCCCCAACAUCUGGUGAACAAAUCCUGCUAGUCUGAAGGGGCUAAAACAUCGUCAGCCAGUAGCCUUUGUCCAGUGUUGUGCUCCCCCGGUGAUGGUGACCUCUCCUCCUCCUGCCAAUGUCCGCUACCAAUGCACAUGCGUGUCUAUAGCGUUGUGCAUUCGGUAAACAGCCUAUAGGAAAGAAUUACUCCAUGCUUGCCUAUGAACGUCCAGCGUCUUCUCAGUCAGUUAGAAUUGUGUAAGCUCCUCUUGCGAAUGUCUGUGAGACAGCCACUAGAGGCUGGAUUAACCCUCAGUGAAACACAGCAGUUUCUAUGAAACUAUGUUUACACCGAAAUGUGUUAAAAAUAGUGGGACCUGGCACACAGACCACUCCAAGUCAAUGAAGUUGUCAGGGUGCCUGGUCCCUCUAGUUUUAACCCUGCCGCUCCAAACAUAGUGUAGGAGAAACUGCUAGCUUUCAAUGAGGUUUAAUCCAGCCUCUAGUGGCUGUCUCACUGACAGUUGCUGUUUCCUCAAUUCUCACAACGCUGGAUGUCCAUAGGAAAACAUGGAGUAAUGCGGACGUUGGCAGAAGGAGGAGAGGUUGCCAGCACAGAAUGAGCUCGGUGCUGGAGAAAGUCAAGUGUCUGAAGGUGUUUUAACCCCUUCAGCGCAUCAUGAGUGGGGGCACUGAGGCUGUGUGUGGGGGGGGGGACACUAAUGACCCUAUAGUGCCAAGAAAACGAGAUUUUUUUCCUGUCACUAUAGUGCUCUUUUGUUUUUAGUAUUCAAAUACUACAAUUGUUUAUGUUUUGUUUUAAUUACUUUCUAUAGUUUUUGAUGCUAAAUUUUAUAUUCAUAAUUUAAUAUUUUUUAUUCUAUACUCCAUUGACACUCAUUUUUUGUUUGGUUAUUUAUAUGCAAUGUUAAAUGUUUCCUUUUUUUUUUUUUUUUCACAGUGACUACCGAAAAACUGCCUACAGGUCCUUCACAAUGUGGGUGUACGGAUACCUGGGACCCAAAAGGCGGCGUCCGAUACCACAGUAA
Molecule: messenger RNA, 1483 nt
Organism: Pelobates cultripes (western spadefoot toad)
Lineage: Eukaryota; Metazoa; Chordata; Amphibia; Anura; Pelobatidae
Source: the annotation of a GenBank genome assembly